Molecule: messenger RNA, 1764 nt
Organism: Mangifera indica (mango)
Lineage: Eukaryota; Viridiplantae; Streptophyta; Magnoliopsida; Sapindales; Anacardiaceae
Product: cytochrome P450 81Q32-like
Exons: 2
Coding region: 111-1607 (498 amino acids)
Molecular function (GO): iron ion binding; heme binding; oxidoreductase activity, acting on paired donors, with incorporation or reduction of molecular oxygen
Source: RefSeq, a predicted model, not a curated record
AAUGUUUGUUUGGUUAUUUGGUUUGAUCUAAUAAUCAGUGGUAAAAAACUGUUCUUGCAUCCAGAAACAGAGCACAGCCAGAGUCUCCUCUCCUGGAGAUAGAAGGAUCUAUGGGCUUCUGGGGCUUGUGCUUUCCUGUGUUUGUAGCUUUUUUUGUAAUCGCGAAGCACUUCCUUAAUAAAUUCCAGAACCUCCCACCAAGUCCUUAUCUUUGCCUUCCCAUCAUAGGCCAUUUCUACCUCUUGAAGAAACCUAUUCACCAAAAUCUAUACAGAAUCUCCAAACAGCACGGUCCUAUAGUCUUCCUCCAAUUCGGGUCUCGCAAAGUUAUCGUAGUCUCCUCAGCUUCAGCAGCAGAAGAAUGUUUGACCAAAAACGACAUCAUCUUUGCCAAUCGCCCUCGCAUGACCAUUGGAAGGAUUCUGGGCUAUAAUUACACCAUCCUAUCUUGGGCUCCUUACGGUGACCACUGGCGAAAUCUCAGAAAAAUCAUAGCCCUUGAAAUGCUAUCAACUUCUCGUAUGCAAAUGCUCUCUGGUAUACGAGUUGACGAGGUCAAGAAAUUGAUUCGAAAGCUAUUAGAUAAUGGAAACCAGUCUGUUGAACUGCGGACGAUGUUUUUUGAGUUAACACUAAACAUCAUGAUGAGAAUGAUUGCUGGAAAGCGAUAUUACGGUGACAACAUGGCAGAUCUUGAAGAGUCAAAGAGGUUUAAGGAGAUUCAUAGAGAGACAUUUAAGUUAGCUGGAACGCCAUGUAUAGGAGAUUAUUUACCGUGGUUUAAGUCCAAGAAGCUUGAGAACAUGAUGAUGGAGUGUCAAAGAAAGAGAGACGAGUUCAUGCAGGGUUUGAUAGAAGAGCAUAGAAGAAGAAUUGAAAGUGCCCUUGAUUCUGAGAGAAAGAAUACGUUGAUUGCUGUUUUGUUGGCGCUGCAAGAAUCAGAACCUGAAUACUGCAAAGACGAGAUCAUCAAAGGGCUAAUGCUUUUGAUGUUAUUUGCCGGAACAGACACCACAGUGAACGCCAUAGAGUGGGCUCUUUCACUUCUGCUAAACCAUCAACAAGUUCUCGAAAAAGUCCGAACAGAAAUUGACCUGCACGUAGGCCAUGAACGUCUGAUUGAGGAAUCAGAUCUGCCUCAUCUUCCUUUCCUCUGUAACAUCAUCAACGAGACGAUGCGAAUGUACCCGCCAGCCCCACUUUUAUCUCCUCAUGAAUCGUCGGAGAAUUGCGUAGUUGGAGGCUUUCAUAUUCCACAAGGGACGACGCUGUUUGUCAAUGUGUGGGCAAUACAAAAUGAUCCAAAGAUUUGGGCAGAUCCAACUAUGUUUAAGCCAGAGAGGUUUGAAGGAGUUGAGGGAGGUAGAGAUGGGUUCAGACUGAUGCCAUUUGGGUCAGGGAGAAGAGGAUGUCCAGGAGAAGGUUUAGGGCUGAGAAUGGUUGGGUUGGUUUUGGGAUCAAUGAUUCAAUGCUUUCAGUGGAUGAGAAUUGGGGAGGGGACGGUGGACAUGACGGAAGGGGCUGGACUAACAUUGUCUAAGGCUCAACCCUUGCUUGCUAAGUGCCGCCCACGUCCGAUCAUGUCCAACUUGCUAUCUCAAAUUUGAGAGGUAUCACAUUUGGGUUAUUUAACUUUAUGUAUAUUCAGUCUUCUACAAUGUUAAACAUUCUCAAUUGCAUUAGAACGUCCAUUCGAAGCUUUUGGACUGAGUGUUCCAUUAUGUCAAGAUUAUAAAAUGAUCAUUGUUGUCUUUGGACUGGAUU